Molecule: messenger RNA, 678 nt
Organism: Helobdella robusta
Lineage: Eukaryota; Metazoa; Annelida; Clitellata; Rhynchobdellida; Glossiphoniidae
Exons: 5
Biological process (GO): signal transduction
Source: RefSeq, a predicted model, not a curated record
CAGGUAAUUGUUAAAAUUUACUCGGAAGAUGAUAGCAGUAAAACGAUAUCUAUAGACGGCCAGACGACUGUUGAACAGCUGAGCAGUAUUCUCAUUAAAAAGUACAGACAUGCCCCUUCCAAAUCGUGGUCCAUUGUUGAAGAAUGGGAAAACAUUCGUAUGGAACGAUUGAUGGAGGAACAUUUACUGGUGAUGGAUGAAUUAAAGAAGCGGUCACAUGACCAAGAUCACAGGCUAUGGUUCGUCAACAUAGAACAUAAAUACGACGUUUUCAAAAACGAACAAGUAUUAUAUCUAUGUAGUUUUCGUCACUUUGGUUCUUUUUUUUUAAUGAAAGAUUCCUACAACCCCGAGUGCUCAGGGCAUCUUUACCUGAGGCCAGCCAAUAAGAAGUCGUGGAAGAAAUUACAUUUUGUUCUCAGAGCGUCAGGGCUUUAUUACUCUCUGAAGGGAAAAUUGAAUAAGCCUUCUGAUCUGACAUGCUUGCACAACAUGUCAGAUGUUGACAUCUACACAAGUUUGAAGGGCUGGGACCACGAGUUCAAAGCACCUACGCAGUUCGGUUUCGCUCUUAAGUACCCCGGUAUAAAGUACUUCCUAUGUGCCGAUGACGCCAAAACAUUGCAAAACUGGGUUGAUAACCUAAGAAUCGUUAAGGUAAAGAUAUUAAAAAAUUAG